AUGGUCAUGGAAACUUCCAAAUGGAUGCAGCCUAUGCAGGGUCUGAGUCUGUCAUCCUAUGACAGCACAAGCCCAAAGCCACCUAUGCCUCCCCUGGAGCAGCUGUACCGGGAGGGCCCGCUGCUGGGGAGCGGCGGCUUCGGCAGCGUUUACGCCGGGACCCGGCUCGCCGACGGCGUCCCGGUGGCCAUCAAGCGAGUGUCCCGGGACCGCGUCUUGGAGUGGGCGCGGCUGCACGACGGCGCCCUUGUGCCCCUGGAGCUGGUGCUGCUCUGGAUGGCGUCGUGGCCCGGCUUCCGCGGCAUCGUGCGGCUCCUGGACUGGUUCGAGCUGCCCGACGGCUUCGCGCUGGUCAUGGAGCGUCCGGAGCGCUGUCAGGACCUCUGGCACCUGCUGCACGCGGGGGGGUUCCUGCCAGAGCCCGUGGCGCGGGCGCUGUUCCGGCAGGUGCUGGGGGCCGUGCGGCACUGCACCAGCCGCGGCGUCCUGCACCGCGACAUCAAGGCCGAGAACGUGCUCGUUGACCUGGCCACCGGCGAGGCGAAGCUCAUUGACUUCGGCUGCGGCACCAUCCUGCAGGACACGUUCUACACCCAGAUGGCCGGAACGCGGGAGUACUACCCACCGGAGUGGAUCCUCUUUGGCCGCUACCAUGGCCAGCCAGCCACCAUCUGGUCCCUGGGCAUCCUGCUCUAUCAGCUGGUGUGCAGGCACCUUCCUUUCAAAAGCAGAGAGGACAUCGUCCGGGGACAGCUCUUCUUCCCGCCCCGGGUGUCUCAAGAGUGCCAGCACCUGAUCAGGUGGUGCUUAUCCAUGGACCCUGCAGACAGGCCAUCCUUGGAUGACCUUUUAGAACAUUCUCCAUUGCCUCCCAUCCAGAAGGGCUCUCCUUCAACCAAGUCAAAUAUGAUGUCCAGAGGAGAGCGGGACAAUGGGAAAAAUGGCACUGGCUACAAGGAGGACAAUAUUAGAAACAACCGGGACCAGGAUUCAGAGGGAAAAGCACAUAAGAGAUCGGAGACCAUUAACUGUGGUGUGAGCCUAAGGAAGAAGGUGAGCAAAGUAGGAUCUCAGCUGGACUCUGCACUUCAGGCUGUCAUUGCAAUGGGUGGGUAG
Messenger RNA from Cinclus cinclus, 1116 nucleotides. Its product is annotated as serine/threonine-protein kinase pim-1-like. The record is from RefSeq and is a predicted model, not a curated record. NCBI's taxonomy places the organism in Eukaryota, Metazoa, Chordata, Aves, Passeriformes, Cinclidae. The transcript is spliced from 8 exons. Gene Ontology annotation, molecular function: ATP binding; protein serine/threonine kinase activity. Gene Ontology annotation, cellular component: cytoplasm. Bases 1 to 1116 code for a protein of 371 amino acids. Gene Ontology annotation, biological process: protein autophosphorylation.